Molecule: messenger RNA, 2103 nt
Organism: Panicum virgatum (switchgrass)
Lineage: Eukaryota; Viridiplantae; Streptophyta; Magnoliopsida; Poales; Poaceae
Exons: 13
Coding region: 314-1750 (478 amino acids)
Source: RefSeq, a predicted model, not a curated record
GCCAGUCGCUGCCGGCCCCCCUAACCCUAGGCGACGCAGGUCAUUGCGGUCACCGCAUCGAGCCGCCCCGUGGAGCUGCAGGCUUCGGGGGCUCCAUCUUCCGCGUCCCUCGCCUCUGGUGUUCGCUCUCCACGACUCCGCUUCGACCCGGACCGCGACAGUUCACAGCGGCGGAGGGGGAAGGUUCACUGCCGCCAAGACGACCGAAGGACGGCAGCAAACAACGGAGGAAUCGUGUAAUUAAUUUAAUCUUCAGAGUUAAGAAGGACUUGGAUCCCCUCUUCACCGCCCCGCACGACCUCUAUUAACAGAGAUGGUGAUGGACGAGCCCCUCGAUUUCGAGAAGGAGGAGGAUCCCCUCCUUCCUGCCCCGCGUCCCACCAAGAGGAGGAAGAAGGUUAUUGGCUUGGAUGAUCUCCUACUCGAUUACUUUGAAACUGGCAAGGACAAGCUCAAAGUUAAGCCUACCAAAUCUAAUCGUCGCCCCAGAGAAUAUGGUUCAGAUGAUGAAAACAAGGAUGUUAGGGAGAAUGAGAUUACAUGUUGCAAAUUAUUUGAUGACUGUGAGGAAAAGGCCAAAGAGUUGGAUGCUAGAGAUGAUGUACCUCCAUGGGGUCAACAAAUUUUUGGCUGCCAGAAAGCCCCCUCAAACCUUAAAGAUAUAGGUGUGGAAGCUUGUCAACUUUUGCGAUCAUUCUGUGUGAAUGAGCAUCUAGGUUUUGAUCUAGAGAUCCAACAAGGAGAGGGGUUUCUUGAAGGCAUGCUGAUGGAUGGAUGGCUUCUAAAGUUGGUUCAGAUAUGUGGUUCUGUUGAAGACUCAAUAGCAUCAUGGACGCUAACGAAGUUGUUGUAUUCAUCCAAUAAGAAGAUACAAGUUUCUGCAACUGACUUUUGGGAUAGUAUUCUUUCCCUAGAUGAGGAUGACAAACUGCUGGUCAACCUUGGGUAUUUUCCAAGCUACUCUGUUCUAAAAUGUGCUAUACUUAGCUAUGGGUAUCUAUUUGAGACUUCUGGCACUAAAGCUUCAACAUCUGAAAGUGCUACUGCAGAUGGCUCUGAUGUUGGUCCACCUCAUAACAUCAUUGCAUGGUUAAGAGUUGUAUUUGCUUGCUGCAAAAUCAGAAAAGUGUGUUCCAUAUUCUCGGCUUCUGAGGCAGAAGAACUUCUUGUUAUUGUCAUUUCCCUCCUUUUGGACCGUGGGCUUGAAGGCCUGCUGCUUAUAUUGGGAGACUGCCUGAAUUCACUUGUAUUAUACUUCAAUACUAGUGAGUGGGAAAGUAGCUGUGUGAUGGUGGCUGAAUCAAUUGCCCAGAGGGUUACUAUGGACCUUAAUUGUUUAAGGAUAGUUGACUGCAUUACAGCCAUUACUGGGACCAAUGUGUGCGGCAAAUUCCUAAGGAGUCAGCUGGCACUUCAGCUGCUGAAGAUUAACUUUGGCCUUAAGGUGGGAAGUGUUGAAAAGAUGUUGAAGCUAGUCACAUCCAUCAACGUGAAGGAGAGAGAAUGUGACUUUUUCAGGCUUUAUGUGUGUCUAGUAUUGAUGGACAACUUACUCUUCUCAAGUGAUGCAUUCAGAGAUAAUGCCAUGAUCGUUGAUACUUGGCGUAAUUAUCUGCGCACCUGUUCCACGCAGAUUGAAUUCAGAAACUGGAGAUUGUAUGCACCAAAGGUCCGGAACAAGGCUUCGUAUCUCCUGCAAGGUGCAGUAUUUAGAAAAUCUGGUGACGAUGGUAGCCUUGCUCCUCGGUGACUGGGAGGCACAGUACCUAUAGCAGAAAUAGCGGCACCCUGUUCUGGUGCCAUUCACUGGGCAACGGCCAAACACUCAUCGACGUUUUAUGGUACCAGGUAUUAGAAUAGUGGACUAGUAACCCAGGUUUUUGUGUAGCGUAGACCUUGCCCUGUUUUGGAAGACAAGGCUGGAUGCUGCACCACUCUGUCGUUUUAUCGCCAGCUGAUGAGCUUUACCAUCGGCGGAGGAGCGUGCGUCAGAUGUAUAUAGGUGAUCAGGUGGUGCCACUUGACAUGCUGGUGGCAGUUGAUGAUUGAACGUUUACGAGAAAGCUAGCAAUUCCUAUCUAUCAGCUCAGUUGGCAUUGUCCA